GCGGGCUUAAGUGUAUCAGUCGGAGUUGGGUUUGAUCGGAGGUGCGUUUUGCUUUAAUUGCUGAAUCAUGGCUCGUACCAAGCAGACCGCUCGCAAGUCUACCGGCGGGAAGGCGCCCCGGAAGCAGCUGGCCACCAAGGCAGCGCGGAAAAGCGCUCCGGCCACAGGAGGCGUGAAGAAGCCUCACCGCUACCGGCCCGGGACGGUCGCUCUGCGGGAGAUCCGGCGCUACCAGAAGUCCACGGAGCUGCUGAUCCGCAAGCUGCCCUUCCAGCGGCUGGUGCGGGAGAUCGCGCAGGACUUCAAGACUGACCUGCGUUUCCAAAGCUCGGCUGUGAUGGCCCUGCAGGAGGCCAGCGAGGCUUACCUGGUGGGGCUCUUCGAGGACACCAACCUGUGCGCCAUCCACGCCAAGCGCGUCACCAUCAUGCCCAAAGACAUCCAGCUGGCCCGGCGCAUCCGCGGGGAGAGGGCUUAAGGUCGCUGAGCGUCGUUACAGUGAAAUCCCCCCACUCUAUUCCCAAAGGCUCUUUUAAGAGCCACUA
Heteronotia binoei (common prickly gecko) is the source of this 545-nucleotide messenger RNA. Its product is annotated as histone H3. The coding region runs from base 68 to 478 and encodes 136 amino acids. Gene Ontology annotation, cellular component: nucleosome. The transcript has a single exon. The record is from RefSeq and is a predicted model, not a curated record. Lineage: Eukaryota; Metazoa; Chordata; Lepidosauria; Squamata; Gekkonidae. Gene Ontology annotation, molecular function: DNA binding; structural constituent of chromatin; protein heterodimerization activity.